AUGCCCCGCGCCGUUUCAAGCUCUGCUCUCUUGGUCGCGGUGGCCACGGCUCUACCGGAUGUGAAGGAGUUGCGCAGCUACGAGCAGCUGCUUCGCUCGCAUGGCGCCGUCCUCGACGACUUGGCGGCCGAGUUGGACGCGGCGGGUGGCCGGGGAGUCUUCGCGCAGCGGGACUUUCAGGAAGGCGAGUUGGUGCUGCGCAUUCCAGGGGAGUUGUGUUUGCAGACGCCUUGGUUGGCCGGCGACGGCCACACCGCCUCUGCACUGGCGCAGAAGCUGCUGGAGGAACGGCAAAGAGGCACGUCUUCACCUUUCCAUCGCUACCUCCAGCUGUUGCCGGAACUGCCACCCCUCCACCCGCUGGCCGCUGAGUGGCCGCCGCUGCGUGGCGCGUUGCGGCGACUCUACAGCGAGGCCCAGCAGCGCUUCGCAACGGAAGUACCUGAGCAAAGUGAUGCCUCUGAGGCCUUCCGCUGGGCACUGGGCAUGGUUUGGACUCGAGCCUUUGCCUUUGGGGGAUCUUUGGCCAUGGUGCCGUAUUUGGAUCUCUUCAACCAUUGGAUCCCCCAGCAUCGUGAGGAUCCUUUGUGGAAUUGUCGGCUUCAGGAGUGGAGGGAAAUUGAUGCCAUUGGACUGGUGGCUGACAGAGAUAUCGCCAAGGGAGAGGAGUUAAAUCAUUUGUACUCCGAGGCCUCCGACGCCCAGCUGCUGGUGCAGCAUGGCAUUGCACCCCGGAAGCCGUCGGCCAAUCCCUUCAACGAGGCCAUGCUUGAAGUGGACCUACCAGACGACCUUCGCACGGAGGCGCCAUUGGUGGACUUCGACUGCGAGUUUCGGCUUCCAGGGGAGGUGAAGCGCUUGCAACAGCUGGCAGCACUGGUGCAGGCGAAGAUGGAUGGAUCUGCGACGAUGUCCUCCUCUGAGCAACGUGAGCAGUUGCUGCGCCACUGGCUGCAUGAAGAGGAGAUGAAGCUGCUGCACUUUGCCGAGGCAGAACUGGACACUGCAGCAGAUUUGGCGAAAGCCUUGAAGGACAUCGUCACUGAGGAAGCUGCCUUGUUGCGCCGCCUGCAGCUGCCGCGUGGAACGCGAAGACACCCAAAUGUCGCAGUGGCCUUGGCAGACCUGGUGGAUUUCAUUGGAAACAUUUGGAAGCACCGGAACUAUGAGAGGAUGCUGGUCAUGGUGAUGGUGAUGGGGCUGCUGUUGCAAGUGGUGAAAGGCUUCGAAGAUGGAGACCAAACUUCCGCCUUGGCUUCGACAUUGCGGAAGCUCUUUAUCUCUCCCGAGCUGCCGGAGCUGCAAUGUUUCCCAAGACAGGUGGCAGAGGUGUUGAAGCCUGAUCAACCAGAAACGUACACAGGCGAUUUGAACGCCUCGGCCGUGGUCAUGGCCAAGAAGAUGCUCCAGUUGGAAGGCCAGCUGGGUGCAGCGGUGCAGUCUAGCUGGGUGCCAAAGUUGCAGCUGGCCUUGGCCCGACAGCGGGAGCAGGAAGCCGAAUUGGAGAAGGAAGUGCACCUAGCGCGGCUGCACUUGCGCCGCCUCGCACAGGAUGUGGCGGAAGCCAAGCUGCGUCGACAGGAGCUUGAGGAGGAACAAGCGGAGUUCGUGCCCUUCGCCACCAAGGAGUUGGAAGAUGCCAUGCAGCAGAUGACCAAUAACCGACGCGCUCCCGAAAGUCUCCGACGCUUGGUACCCCAUGCGACACCCAGGAGCGCUGCCUCAACGAAAACCACGAGGAAACGUGUGCCCAAAGCUGGCGCUGGCCGACCCAAGCAGCUUGCCACUCCAACAUUUGGCAGAAUCUUCGUGUAG
Molecule: messenger RNA, 1815 nt
Organism: Cladocopium goreaui
Lineage: Eukaryota; Dinophyceae; Suessiales; Symbiodiniaceae
Source: the annotation of a GenBank genome assembly